Molecule: messenger RNA, 1730 nt
Organism: Panicum virgatum (switchgrass)
Lineage: Eukaryota; Viridiplantae; Streptophyta; Magnoliopsida; Poales; Poaceae
Exons: 10
Coding region: 252-1730 (492 amino acids)
Source: RefSeq, a predicted model, not a curated record
AUUUCGCAAGUCCCAGGUCAUUUGUCGCUGCCGGUCCAUCCCUCUCCUCCACCCAUCCCCACAGCUUCUAGCCAGGUCCAGUGUCGCCGGCGCGGCCCUCGGACGCCACGCCUCCUCCACUCCUUCCUUCCCCUUGCCGGCGUCUCAGGCGCUCCGCUUCCUCCUCGCACCAGGGAGGGGGACAAGAACAAUCCUUCAGCAGUCUUCUCGGUUCUAACGCCUCCCUUCUCUACCGACCAAUAUAGUACAAGAUGGCUCCCGGCCGGAAGGUAGGAUCAGGCAAACGGCAACCAGCAGAACAAGAACUAACAGAUUAUGAGAAAGAAAGAACAUUAAAUAUCAUGAGGAACAACCAGAGGAUUCAAGAACUUGGCACAAAUAAUAACAAGAAGGCGAGAGGUACUGCAGUAUCAGAUUCUUUGUAUCAGCCUGAAGAGAAUGACGACUCUGAAGAAGAAGGCGUUGAAAAGAGUUCAAAUGAUACUACUAGAAUGCCAUUCGGAGGAGCAAGAACGAAGAGAGUCAUGGCACCAGGGGGACAAGGCCUACCUGCUAGAGUCACUAGGCAGAAGACAAGAGCGUCGGCUUCAACUCACGAAGACCUUCCUGCCACAGAUGUUGCAUUGGUACCACCAAGGUCUCCUGCCCAACAUGAGGACCCUCUUCUAAUGGACGAUGAAGUUGAACAUACUACCAUCACAGAGCAAGUGCAUAGGGGAAGAACUUUGGGAAAAGGACUUGAGAGGAUAAGCAGAGGCUUAGGCACUAAGUUAGCAAUCCACAUUUCUGAAGGGAACAAACGGCCAGAGACACCAAUGCAAGCUGCAAAGCUUGCAUCAGAGGGAGGGAUUGUUCUUAGGCAACACAUACCUAUCCUUCCACACUGGAAGGAGUACAAGAAGGAUCCCUCUAUCCUUACAGACUACAUUGGCAAAGUUGCUGUUCAAUUUACCAUGGACACCAAUUCUAAGCCAGUCAAAGAUGCAUGUGUUGACAUGCUCAAGGGUGGGCAACGUCAAAUGAGACACAGGCUCAAAAAACAGUACUUUGAUGAUGUCCCGGCUAAUCAAGUUAGAACUACAUCGCCGGUGAAUAGUAUGACUGAUGAGCAAUGGAGAGCCUUGGUGGCAAUGUGGUCAAGCCCAAGACACAAGGAGAAGUGCCAGAAAUACAAACUGAAUCGUGAGUUUGUUAAGUUACAGCAGCGCACAGGCUCUCGGUGCUACAUUGCACACCGCUUUGCUGUGACCGAAAUGCUAUAUCCCGAUGCACCACCCAAUGCAAUUGAACUUUUCAAGGAGUGCCAUCUUAGCAAAAAGAAAGGCCUUGCUGAGCCAGUCCAGAAGGCUAUUGAUGACAUGAACGCUAUUAUGGCAGCUCCAGUUGAAGAUGAACAGCAACCCAAUAUUGCAAUUGAAGCAGUUUCUCAAGUUCUACCAUCAAGUAAAUUCCUUCAAAAUGUAGGCCUUCAGCCAGCCUUGAAGAAAAGAUCUAGCCGAGCUGAAACUUUGCGUGUGCAAGAGCUUGAAGCGCAACUUGAGAAGGAGAAACAAGACAAAGAGGAACUUCGACAAAAGCUUGAUGGUCAACAACAAGAGAUAGACAACCUAAAGAAACAGUCAGAAGAAGCAAGACAGAAGCAUCUAGAAGAUGUUGGAGAUCUCAAGAAGCAAUUAGAAGAAAACAAUGCUCUCCUUCGUGGUUUGAUCAGCUUCAAUCAGAGUCAGUAA